AUAGUUUUGCAGCUCCUCGCUAUUGCACAUCUGGUGAAAAACAAAAAUAAUUGCAAUUUGCAAAUAUGCCAAAGAAAAUGGGAGUAAACUCGAAGGCCGUUGAGGCACGAGAGCGCAAAGAUGCCACCAAGAAGGCCAAUCAGGAGCGCGCGAUCAAGGAGAAGGAAGACAAGCUAUGGCAAGACAAUGACAAAAGUUUGGCCAAAAAGCAGCAGCGCAAGGAGGAGGCAGACAAAAAGGCUGAAGAAACCGCUCGCCGUAAGGCAGAAGCCAAAGCUCUGCUGGAGCAGGAAACCAGCUCAAUAACAACGCAGCGUAAACAGCCGUUGGCUAAAAUCAACCGACAGGAGAUACUCAAAGAGUUGGAAAAGAAGCAGCGUGUCAUCGAUGCUAUCAAUGAGGCCAAUAAGCCAGCCGCCAGUCGUGUCGUGGUACAACAAGAUGUUAUUGAGGAAAACUUGAACCGUUCGCUGGCUGGCAGCAGCAUUGCCACGAAUGUAGAUGAGGCGCUGGCCGUGCUAAGCGUCAAUGAAAACGAAGAUGACAAGCAUCCUGAAAAGCGUAUGCGUGCUGCCUACAAAACCUUUGAAGCCAACAAUCUGCCACGAAUUAAGGCUGAAAAUCCUACCCUGCGUAUGUCCCAAUGGAAACAGCUCUUGAUGAAGGAGUGGAACAAGUCGCCAGACAAUCCUUUCAAUCAGGCGCGUUAAAAGUCUGAGGCAGCAUCACAUUACUUAUAAUGAAUUUAAUUCAGCUUAAAAAAGAUUGAUAACCACUUUAAUUAUGUGCAACUUGGCUUGCCUGCUGAAUGCCCAAAAUUAUUUUGUUUACUGUCUACACAUAAAAAAAUUUAAGUACGUUAAUUACAUACAAAUGUGUUACAUUUGCACUUUGCAAGUUAUAUCAUUCAAGUCCGAGUAUUGUGCGGAAUAAUGGGAGUUGCUUCCGCUUUCACUGUUUGUCAAAGGUGUAAACUCGCUAUGAGAAACUUUUACCCAAAUUACUUUGCAGUCACAUUUGAUGUUGUUAUUAAAACUAGUACUGGCAGUUAAAAUUGGUACAACAAAAAGUUAAAUCACAGCCAUUCACAAUGUAAGCAAUAGAUGAAAAACAUGAUUAUAGUUUGAUUCCACCGAAAAGGUUAACAGCAAUGUUAACAACAGCACAGUUAUGUACAAUGGUAAACAAAAGAAUUUUAACAUAAAACUAUAAUUUUAUUUAAUAUAAAUGUUCAUAUCGUAUAACAAGGCGCUAGGCCUAGGACCACAUGCUUCUAAAAUAGAAUUACAGCUGCAACUCAAAUAGUAACAAAACAUUUUCCUAGUCA
Molecule: messenger RNA, 1327 nt
Organism: Drosophila busckii
Lineage: Eukaryota; Metazoa; Arthropoda; Insecta; Diptera; Drosophilidae
Product: coiled-coil domain-containing protein 124
Exons: 2
Coding region: 66-710 (214 amino acids)
Biological process (GO): transcription by RNA polymerase II
Cellular component (GO): nucleus
Molecular function (GO): transcription coactivator activity
Source: RefSeq, a predicted model, not a curated record